This is a messenger RNA of Egretta garzetta (little egret), 3195 nucleotides long. It is a transcript of the gene NDUFAF7, whose product is annotated as NADH:ubiquinone oxidoreductase complex assembly factor 7. Lineage: Eukaryota; Metazoa; Chordata; Aves; Pelecaniformes; Ardeidae. The record is from RefSeq and is a predicted model, not a curated record. Gene Ontology annotation, molecular function: protein-arginine omega-N symmetric methyltransferase activity. Bases 1 to 1206 code for a protein of 401 amino acids. Gene Ontology annotation, cellular component: mitochondrion. The transcript has 9 exons. Gene Ontology annotation, biological process: mitochondrial respiratory chain complex I assembly.
AUGGCUGUUCGCCGGAAGCUCCUGCGCGCAUGCGCGGAGCGGGCUUCCGACCCCGCAGUCACCGGGCCCCCGGCUCCUCUCCCCUCUCCCCCCCCGCAGGGUUACUACACGCGCCGCGGCGGCAUCGGCGAAAGCGGGGAUUUCGUCACCUCACCUGAAAUAAGCCAGGUGUUCGGAGAGUUAAUAGGAAUAUGGUGUGUUAGCGAAUGGAUAGCCGCGGGCAAACCUAAAGCGUUCCAGCUGGUGGAAUUGGGCCCAGGGAGGGGCACUCUUACUGAUGAUAUAUUACGGGUCUUCAACCAGCUUGCCUCUUUACUUAGUAAAUGUGAUGUCUCUAUUCAUCUGGUAGAAGUGAGUCCCAAACUGAGCGAGACCCAAGCGCUGAUGCUGACAGGAGGGAAGGUGCAGUCAGACCUGAAGGACAAGUCUGCUUACAUGAAAGGCAUUAGCAAGACUGGAAUUCCCAUUUUCUGGUACAGAGACGUUCAAGAUGUGCCGCCAGGUUACAGCUUUUACCUAGCACAUGAGUUUUUUGAUGCCCUGCCAAUACAUAAGUUUCAGAGAACAGAGAAAGGCUGGCGUGAAGUGUUGGUUGAUAUAGAUCCAGAAGUUCCUGACCAGCUGCGGUUUGUCCUGUCACCGUCCAGUACCCCUGCGACAGAAAACUUUAUUCAGCCUGAAGAAACGAGAGAUCACCUGGAAGUGUGUCCUGAGGCUGGCGUCAUCGUUCAGAGGCUUGCCUGUCGUAUAGAAAAGGAUGGUGGGGCUGCACUGGUUGCUGAUUAUGGUCAUGAUGGAACCAAGACUGACACUUUCCGGGGUUUCCGGAAUCACAAACUUCAUGAUGUGCUGAAAGCUCCAGGUACAGCAGACCUGACAGCAGAUGUUGACUUCAGCUAUCUUCGAAAGAUGGCACAGGGAAGAACAGCCACGUUAGGCCCCAUAAAACAGCGGGAAUUUCUAAAAAACAUGGGUAUUGACCUCCGAUUGCAGGUGCUCUUGCAGAAUUCACGUGACGCAGCAACUCGUGAGCAGUUACAUCACAGCUAUGAUAUGCUGAUGAAUCCCAAGAAGAUGGGGGACUGUUUUAACUUUUUUGCCCUGCUGCCUCACCACAGACUUGUACAUCCUGACAAGAAAGAUAAGCCAGAGUCAAAGGCUCCCUUACCACCUGUCGCUGGAUUUGAUGAACUCUUACUGCAGUAAUUUCAAAUACUGUAGCAAAAUGUCUGGUAAUGGUAGCUUUCAAGAGCAACUUAUUAAAUUUAAAAAAAAAAAGUAAAAGGCACAGAGUCCUGCAUUUUAUAGUUGCACAUGCUAAAUGUUUUGCAAUAAUGUAAUCAGUCUAUAGGUACACAUGCAUUACUAAUUAACUAGUAACAACUAAGUAUUUUGAUUUAUCUUUGAAUUGAAAGCACGUGAAAUGUCACAACAUUAUUUCUCCAGGCAAUUCCCUCACACCAAUCUAUGCUUCAGGGCCACUACUUCAGAACCCAGCAUACACGGACCAGAGAGUGAGCAAUGUUUCAGGGGUCUGACGCUAGAGCCGAGUGAAGCAUUUACUAGUGGAAUCAAUUUAAAACUUGUCAGUUACAAACAGAUGUGCUCAGCUGUGGUACUUGCUUAAAGCACAACAUGCCUUGACAUUCUUGAAGAUAUUUUUGUGAAGAGAAGGGUGACAGGAACCAUGCAAAAAGGGUUGAGUUACUAGUUCCAAAACAUCUGCUCACAGAAUUCCCACAGCAGAGCUUAUCUAAUGACAGAUCCACAACCAAGGAAGCAUAGGAAAUACUUACUUCUACAUACAUGCAAAUAAAAAGAACAAGUCUGAUAGGGAAAUAAAUUUUAUUUUCAAGCAUAUCAGAGGAUAUUUACAAACAAUGGGAUGUAUAAAAAUAUAAAAGUACUUGACAGUGUCCUUUUGAGGCUAUAAAUUUUACAUGAGCUUUUUUUCUAGCAUCAUCAUAGCACUAUUUCUGAAUGAACGCAACUUAAUUCAUCUAGGGGUAAGGAUAUGAAACACUGUAACCUACUGCUGUCAAGGUUUGCAGUAAAGGUAGGAAAAAGGGAAUAAAAAAACCUCAGCUAUUUUUACUACUCUGACAAAAGUUUACUCCUAAUGUACGUGUGAUUUUUUGGUUCCUUGACUAUUAGCUGCUUGUGGCUUCUAUUGUCUGGCCCCAUAAGGUCAGGUAAUCUCCUCCAGAGGCCAAUUUUUUUUUUUUUUUUUUAAUAAAACUUGAAGAAUAAAUAGCUCAUAUAAUAGUUUGGAGCAGAGCAGACUUCAUGGGGAGAGAUAUCAGCCGGGCCUUCUACUUCACUGUUGUCCCCUCCUUCCUCUAUUCCUGUUGUGCUUUUUCAAGUGACGGAGCUGGCCUUUUUUUCCUCCCUUAAAACAAAACAAACAAGAAACCCCACAGAGAACCUGAAGUGACAGCUCAAGUAUAAAAUCCAAAGUUUAAAACCAGCCUGUAUCUACAUUAUUAUAGUUAGGAUGGAAGAUAGGAAAAAAAGCACUGCUUCCCUUGCCAAGCCUGGGCAAAUACUAGACUACCAACCUCCUAGGUGAUCUGGUUAUAAAGAUGAAAACUAGUGCCUCUCGGAAGAACCAGUCCUGAAACCCUGAUGUAACAGGAUGGCGAGGUUAAGAGACAAACUCUGCCCUUUCUGAAUUCCUUUGUGCUGCCUUGACAGCACAGAAGAGGGAGGACGACCCCCAGUGUCGGAGGGCAGGGACUGCCAAACCUGAGAAAAACAUGUGUUAUGAGAGAGGACGGGUGGUGGUUGGAAGGGCUGAAACCCUCUGCCCGUUGCUGGCCGUAGGAAACCGCCACACAGAUUGCGCCAACGUUUUGUACAAAGUUUGGUAAAUCCUAACGGGGAAGCCAGAGUUCAGCCUUUCCCAACUUCGACACCUACAAAAUUCAGCGGUGGUUAGGCUAAGGGCAACAAGGAAAGAAAAGGUGGGUUAAAGACCCAAACCUACCCGUGGGUACAUACUUCUGCAACUGCCACUGACUGUACUGCCAGGUCACUGUCAUUGCAAGCAGCUGCCAGCCCUGAAAAAAACCUUGUAAAAUUUUAUGUGUAUCUAAGAACUUAGUUUCUAAGUCUGCUCGCCUGCUUCCUUACCUGAAUAACAAUAGUACAAAAAAAAAAAAAACCAAAAACAAAAACAAAACCCAAACUUAUCUA